UGUUGAUUGAGACUUCUUGAACAUACAAACGCCUCAUGUAGACAGCAGGGAGUUUUGGACGGCGUUUUUCUCGCCGAGAUCGUGAGCAAAUCAGUUAGUGGUUGGGACCUACUUGGCUUGAGGACGGAGUAGUGCACCGUUUGUUUGUUUGUUUGUAACUGAAUGCUGGGGCAGAGCAGCAGAGUGGGUUGCAUCACGAACUCUGCGGCAGGAAUUCCUCGUGCAUUUCAGUCAGCAAUUUGUGCAAGAUGAAAUCAUGUUGCACACAGGUACAAAAGCGGACAGACUCUCUGAUUCUAUUCGUUACAGUUCAGCUACUCCUGUUACCUCAAGUGACUGUGCGUGCAGCCAGCAGUUCCACUAGCAUCAAACAAGGGGUUUUGGACGGCGCAUCACAGGUCUGCCACACUGGCGUGUAUUUCCUAGCCUCGGAACACACAGACAACCGUACUGUGCAAGUGCUGAAAAACACUUGCCAGCAGAGGAAAGCAACGCUACCUACGGCUAGCGCAGUUAAGAGUGCGUGUUUUCUGACGUUUUGUCAAAGUGUUUCUGCUGAUGUCAUUUCCGGAGGGUUUGCCUUCGCUGCGGACAACGGCAGUCGGUACACAUACGAUGGCGGAUCCGUAACCAUGGGAACAUUGUUAUCCCUUGGCAACUACCUCGUCUGUGAAGGUGCUGCGUACAAACGCUGUGCGUCCGGCACCUCGGCCUGGUUACCUCAAGACAUCCGUAUUCUCUCGUUGUCAUCCAGCAAUGCCCAGCAAACUUGCCAUUCACAGCUACCAGCCAGCAAGGCAGAUGGCAACAGUGAUCCUUGCUUUAGCUCUUUCAAGGACGAUGUCUUGCAGUAUUUCCGUAGCUUCAACAAAUUUCGCACAUCUCAGUCACCUAGAAGAAAUCAAAACAGCGCAGUGAUAUGUUUCGGUCAGCUGGAGGACUUGGCGUUCUCCUGCAAUCCACAUCUCUAUGUUGUCGAAUCACUGGCCAGCCAUGCUACCAAUCCUCACUGGAGAACUGCCUGUCAGAAGAGAACAACAUCGCUAGGGUUGGUGAAGGUGGACAAUGAGCCCAGUUACUGUCUGCGUUUCUUUGCGCAAGGUAUUUACAGCCGGCUGGGUGGGCGCACGCCGUUCGCUUUCCUUGGCACGAACGCCCAGAAUGCCGAUUCUCUGUAUGAGGUGCGAGUCAAUGUCAAAGAUAAUGUGCUCAUGACCAAUAUCAGCUACCAGCCUGGCCAAACAAGCCUACCUGUAAUCCUGCUCUGUUCUGGGAAUCUUCGCUCAAUGUGCGCAAACACUGGGUCUGUUGCGUGGUUACCAUCUGGUCAAUUGCCGGCGGGCCGCAAGGCAGCGCUGGACAAAUGCGGACCUCUCAUCAGCCGGUCAUCUAUGGACUGUUUGCCAAAACUCCGGCAACUGUUAAACACCAUGCUGCCAAGCUUUGGGCGGUAUUGGCAGAGAGAGACAACGAAUAGUUUGGGUGACUUCGGUAUCGAGCAACAUACUACAGCCAUUUGUCACGGAACUCUCUCUAACCUCCGAGUAUCGUGUGCCAACUACAACCUCAGUGUCUUUGACAGCACCGACAUGGACAAUCUGUGUGCAAGAGACGAGUUUCCAACCUCAAGCAUGCAUCGGGAGUCUUGCUAUUUUGGCUUUAUCUCUGUUCUCGUGGGCUACUUUGGCAACAAGACUGUGUCAGUUGAGCUCAAUGAUUCGUCAGUGACAUCAUUCAAAGACACGUUUACCGUAUCAGGCAGCUCUGCAACCCGGCUCGUCACCGUGUGUGCUACGAGAAAUGCGUCCACAACCGUGGCUUCUGCCACCGGCAGUACCAGGGUAGCCAUGACAACAGCGCAAGCUACAAUGCCGCCAACAGCUCCAAAGCCAGCGAUGACAAGCACAAUGGCAUCUGCAGCGAUACCAUGUCCUAUUGGGUACAUUUGUUUGAAUGGAGAAUGCCGCAAAGAUGCCAACAAUGCCUUGUUUUGCCA
Messenger RNA from Sycon ciliatum, 1996 nucleotides. RefSeq lists its product as uncharacterized. The record is from RefSeq and is a predicted model, not a curated record. NCBI's taxonomy places the organism in Eukaryota, Metazoa, Porifera, Calcarea, Leucosolenida, Sycettidae.